Didymodactylos carnosus is the source of this 1971-nucleotide messenger RNA. The record is from the annotation of a GenBank genome assembly. Lineage: Eukaryota; Metazoa; Rotifera; Eurotatoria; Philodinida; Philodinidae.
AUGAAAAAAAAGAAGCGCGGUCGACUGAAUAAGUCAUUUCCUAUAUCUAUGCAACAACCAUCGGAUUCAUCAUCGACUGUAUGUACAACAAAUGUACAAGUACCAUUGAAAAUUGAACAAAAAUGUGAACCAUUAGACUCUUAUUCCUAUACAGCUGAUGAAUCAGCCAUUGCAGAUUUUAUGGCCGUAUUACCACAAUUAGAUCCAGGUGAUAUGAAUAGUACAACAAUAAAUGAUACAACUUCACCAACUUCGUCAUCGGGACAUGGCGUUCAUUCUCAUUUAACAAAUGGUACAAGUAAAUUCGAUGUGUAUAAUACGGCGACAGCUGCACAUCCCGUCCAUCACGGUCACCGUCAUCACAUGUCUGGUGCUAUGCGAAUAGCUACGGCUCUCGUUAAGAAACCUCAGCUAUCCACACUCAACGAUCAACAAUAUCAUUCGUCGCAUCAUCAUGAUACACCACCACAAAACAGUCCAAAUUCAAAUUCGAAUAACACAACGAACACGAGCAAUAAACGUAAACGUAAAACAGAACAUCCAGCACAAAAACGCGUACGUGGUUCAUACAAACUCGUAUCACCCGAACAAAAAGUAAUGAUUCAUGAAUAUGCAGAAAAACAUGGUGUCAAAGCGGCAAGUAAACUGUUUCAAGUUGCACCGUCCACUAUUGCUUCGUGGCUUUAUCAAAAACCAAAUGGUGAACGUACCUCAGCUAUUCGAAAUAAAGAAGCACAUUCAAGAAUUCUCGAAUGGGUUAAACAACGUCGUGAUUGUGGUGAAAGAGUGAAUAAUAAGGAUUUUCAUUCUUAUGCACUGGCAACAAUGAGAGAAUUAACGGGAAAUCCAGAUUUUGCUGCUAGUCGAAGUUGGUGUAGCAAUUUUAUCAAAAAAUAUCAAAUACAGUUAGACAGUGAUAAACUAUCUGAUUCAUCACAGUUUCGAUUUGAUUCAAGCGGACUCGAUGAAAAUGCUAGUGAAAGUUCAUUAUGUUUUGCUGGUGCCAGUAGUCCAAGUGAUACAAAAUUAGAUGAAACCGCUCUAACAGAUGAAAGUCAAAUUGUGUCACCAGACGAAUCAUCGCAUGUACUUCAAAAUUAUAGUCCAUCAUCAGCCAAUAACAAUAAUGUCAAUGAUACAACAAGUUCACAACUUACUCAAAGUGGUGCAAGUGGAGGAGAUACAUCAAAACCCACAACAAGUUCAAUUAAAACUGAACAAAAACAAUCGCGUCGCCACCGUCAACACCACCAUCACCAACGCCAAAGAAAUUCAACAGAAUCAAGUUGUGACGAAGAUGACGAUUCGUUAUCAUCACCAACAAAAAUAAUGGCUGGAAUACAAACAACACAAUCACAAAAAAAUGGUAGUCUCUCAUUGUCUAAAAAUCGUGUGAAUGAUAAUGAUAUAUAUCAACAAGCAGUAUCCACUAGCAGUAUGUUACCCAUUUUAUCCUCUUCAUCCUCCCUUUCAUCGACUAAUCUAGCUUCAAAACGUACAAUAAAUCGUUUAUUACAUUCUCAAUCCACCAUAAGUACAACAAAUAGUACUCACCAUCAAACUACUAAAUCUACAACAUCAGCUACUCGACAUUUAAGUUCAGAUACACUUAGUUAUGGUGGUCAUUCAUCGACAACUCAUGUCAAUGGACUCUAUUUAAAUAUGGCCAUUUUACCACAAUCGCCAUCACAGCAACGUGAUCAACAACCAACUGUUCCCACAAACACCAUUGAACAUGAAACAAAAAUUGAUAAACAAUUGGUUAUGCACAAUCCAGAAACUACCACACAAUCUGUUGAAACAUUUGUUCAACAUUAUGAAGGUACUCUGAAUACUAUGACAUAUUUUCAAGAAAAAUUACGAACUUUAGUUGCAACUAUUGCACAAGAACGGGAUGCAUUACUUCAGUUAUAUCUAAAAGAACGUGAUCGUCGAAUUGUGAUUGAAUCACGUUUAAAAGAAAUUAUGUAA